Sphaerodactylus townsendi is the source of this 1259-nucleotide messenger RNA. RefSeq names its product inorganic pyrophosphatase 1 (gene PPA1). Gene Ontology annotation, cellular component: cytoplasm; extracellular exosome. The transcript has 11 exons. NCBI's taxonomy places the organism in Eukaryota, Metazoa, Chordata, Lepidosauria, Squamata, Sphaerodactylidae. Bases 93 to 965 code for a protein of 290 amino acids. Gene Ontology annotation, biological process: phosphate-containing compound metabolic process. The record is from RefSeq and is a predicted model, not a curated record. Gene Ontology annotation, molecular function: inorganic diphosphate phosphatase activity; magnesium ion binding.
GUGACGGGCGGGAGGUCGCCUGUCCAAUCAGCGGCGGCCUCCCGAACGCGCCUGGCCCUUCUCCAGUCUCAGCCUCGUUCGGCGCCGGCAUCAUGGCCAGUUACGGCUUGGAGGAACGUGGCUGCCUGAAUAGCCUCGAGUACCGGCUGUUCUUCAAGGACAAUAAAAGACAAUACAUCUCCCCAUUACAUGACAUUCCAAUGUAUGCAGAUGCACCUAAGAAUUUGUUCAACAUGGUCGUGGAAGUACCUCGAUGGACUAAUGCUAAGAUGGAGAUUGCGACCAAAGAUCCUUUAAACCCAAUUAAGCAAGAUGUGAAGAAAGGAAAGCUACGUUACGUUGCUAAUGUAUUUCCGCACAGGGGAUAUAUCUGGAAUUAUGGUGCUAUUCCACAGACGUGGGAAGAUCCUGGACAUAAAGAUGAAAAUACUGGCUGUUGUGGAGAUAAUGAUCCCAUUGAUGUUUGUGAAAUUGGAAACAAGGUGUGCAGCAGAGGAGAAGUAAUUCAAGUGAAAGUCCUUGGUACGCUGGCAUUGAUUGAUGAAGGCGAGACCGACUGGAAGGUCAUUGCAAUCAAUGUUGAAGACCCUGAAGCUGCAAGUUAUGACACUAUCAAUGACGUCAGGAGGCUUAAACCUGGGUACUUGGAAGCUACAGUGGAUUGGUUUAGAAGAUAUAAGGUGCCUGAUGGGAAGCCAGAAAACAAGUUUGCAUUCAACGGAGAAUUUAAAGACAAGGAUUUUGCGAUAGACAUCAUCAAAGGCACUCAUGAAUGCUGGAAAGCUCUAAUAUAUAAAAAGAAAGAUGGGGGAGAAAUGAACUGCACAAAUGCAACUUUAUCAGACAGUCCUUUCCACUGCAAUCAAGCAACUGCUAAGGCUGUUGUGGAAGCGGUACCACUUUGUGGAUCUGCCAAUCCAAUACCAGCUGAUGUGGACAAGUGGUUUUACUACGAGAAAAAGUGAUGUGAAGCCAGACGUUGCAGUAGCCGCUGUGUCCUAUUACCAGGAAGCCAUGUGCAGACCUAGACGAAGAUGGAUAGUGUUGUUAAAACUGAAGUUCUAAAUAUGCACAGGUGCACAUGUUGUAUACGUAACCAAAUAAUGUGUGCUCAAAACGUAUCUAGGCCCUACAGAAUCUGAGCAGUAAUUUUGUAAACUCUCUUGUAAACUAUGACAGUCUUUUCCUUAAGUAUCAUGGCAAACGCACCCAUACUUGUUGCUUAUUGGACAUGAGUAAAAAAAACCUGUUUCAACUCA